AGGAGAGAGAAGAAAUGUACGUUAGAGGGCCAGGGGUGAAUGAACAUGGCACCCUUUGGAAGAGGAGAGGAAACUUAGGAAGAGGCUGAGUGAGGAGUACCAUAACCGCCUUGUCUCAUGCUGACCUGGCUUUGAGACCUUGAAUUUAAAGGAUCAGAAAGGAAGAUUUGAUGCUAAUCCUCCCUCUCUGUCCCCCUGCUGCCCCAGCCAUGGAAGGACAGAGUAGAGGGAGCAGAGGCCUUCUGGAGAAGCCCCUCCCUGCCACCCCCAAUCCCACUCUGUCCUCACUGGGUGCCGUGUUCAUUCUCCUGAAGUCCGCCCUGGGCGCCGGCCUGCUCAACUUCCCCUGGGCCUUCUACAGGGCAGGAGGCAUGGUGCCCACCUUCCUGGUGGCACUGGUCUCUCUGGUCUUCCUGGUCAGCGGACUGGUCAUCCUGGGGUAUGCAGCCUCUGUCAGUGGCCAGACCACCUACCAGGGCGUGGUCCGUGAGCUGUGUGGAGCUGCCAUGGGGAAGCUGUGUGAGGCCUGCUUCCUGACCAACCUGCUCAUGAUCUCCGUGGCCUUCCUCAGGGUGAUCGGGGACCAGCUGGAGAAGUUGUGUGACUCCCUCCUGCCUGACGUCCCACAGCCCUGGUACGCAGCCCAGCACUUCACCCUGCCCCUGAUCUCUGUGCUGCUCAUCUUUCCCCUGUCAGCACUGAGGGAAAUCGCCUUCCAGAAGUACACCAGCAUCCUAGGUACUCUGGCUGCUUGCUACCUUGCCCUGGUCAUCACGGUGCAGUACUACCUGCAGCCUCAGGGCCUCGUGCGCCAGCCUGGUCCUCUGCAGAGCCCGCCUCCCUGGACCUCUGUGUUUAGCGUCUUCCCUACCAUCUGCUUUGGCUUUCAGUGCCACGAGGCCGCUGUGUCCAUCUACUGCAGCAUGCAGAACCAGAGCCUCUCGCACUGGGCCCUGGUCUCUGUGUUGUCCUUGCUGGCCUGCUGCCUGGUCUACUCCCUGACAGGGGUCUAUGGCUUCCUGACCUUCGGGACGGAAGUUUCUGCCGACGUCUUGAUGUCCUACCCGGGCAAUGACACGGCCAUCGUUGUAGCACGUGUUCUCUUCGCCGUCUCCAUCGUGACUGUCUACCCCAUUGUGCUGUUUCUGGGGAGGUCUGUGAUGCAGGACUUUUGGAAAAAGAGCUACUGGGCCACAUGGGGCCCCCCAGUGCUGGCUGACCCCUCAGGGCCAUGGGUUCGGCUACCUCUGACCUUUCUAUGGGUGUCAGUGACACUAGCCAUGGCUCUGUUCCUACCGGACCUCAGCGAGAUCAUUAGCAUUAUCGGUGGCAUCAGCUCCUUCUUCAUCUUCAUCUUCCCGGGUUUGUGCCUCAUCUGUGCUGUGGACACGGAGCCCAUAGGCCCAAGAGUCAAGUGCUGCCUGGAGGCCUGGGGCACCCUCUCCGUGCUGGUGGGCACCUUCAUCUUUGGGCAGAGCACAGCUGUGGCCAUGGUGGAGCUGCUCUGAGAGGCCUCUGGGCUGACCCAUCACUCCUGCACUCCCGUGGGUUCUCAUCAUCACAAAGGUGCUGUCCUACCUGCUGGCCGCCUUCUGAGCUCUGCUCCUCCUCUGGCUCCCGGGACCCUGGUGAGGAAGGACUGCUAUGACAGCUUACCUCCAGCUGGUGACUCAGGACAGUGGAAGCUUCUGAAAGGCAGAGUAUGAGCCGGAGGAGUGUGGAGGUUGCGCUGCCUCAGAAGGCUCUGGAACGCUCCUCCACUGUCCUCCUCUGGUGCUUGUAGGAGGUCCUUGGUGACCCUGGCUUGGAGAUGUAUCACUCUAGUCGCUGUGUUCAUAGUCACAGAGUCAAAUCCUGCCCUAUGUGUCUCUGUUCAAGGUUCCCUUUCCCCAGCAGGAUGCCAGUUACCCAGUCUGGGUCCGUCUCCAGUUUGUUGGCACUUGUCUGCUCUGGCUAU
Molecule: messenger RNA, 1957 nt
Organism: Meriones unguiculatus (Mongolian gerbil)
Lineage: Eukaryota; Metazoa; Chordata; Mammalia; Rodentia; Muridae
Gene: Slc38a8
Product: solute carrier family 38 member 8
Exons: 10
Coding region: 171-1508 (445 amino acids)
Biological process (GO): amino acid transmembrane transport
Molecular function (GO): amino acid transmembrane transporter activity
Source: RefSeq, a predicted model, not a curated record